AUGGCACGAGAACCCCCGAUGCAGAGCUCGAACUCCCUCGAUGGUGAUUUGCCCGAGCAGCUGGAGCGGCUUCGGAUUGAAGCAAAGUCGCAGCGGGAGGAGCUCCCAGCCAUCGCUGAAGGGUGCGAAAGCAAGAGCUCCAGCUAUCUAGCUGCGCACUCUCCGAGUCACUCUCCCACUGCACGAACCGGUUCCGACGAAUUCUCAAACAGGAGACUGCGACGGCGACAGCAGAGCGCCAUGGGAGGCGAUUUCAUCAGGGCUUCCCCCGGGAAGGAACAGCAAGAGCUUGGGAGCUCUUGGCGUGCGAAGGCCCGGCGCUGGGCCAAGUACUGUGUCGACAACAACUACAACACAAACAGUCUGGCUCUCGUGGUUCUUUUCGAUGCGUACCUCACGGCAAAUGAUAUUGAUGCCAGGGCUGCCGGACAAGAGCCUUCGGUAUUUGUGCGCGCAUGCUCUGACAUAUGCCUCCUGCUCUACACAGCCGAGCUGCCCCUAUUGUUUUUCGUUCGAGGGCGCCGCAUUCUGAAAGAUUGGAUGGUUUUACUCGACAUCGUCAUUAUUACGUGUGGAUACGCUGAGUGGGUGUUGACCAGCGCAGGGGAUGCGUUGACGUCCAGGAUCAACAUCAACAUGCUGCGCCCGCUUCGUCUGGCAAGAAUUAUUCGCCUCAUGCAGUUCUUGAGGAAGACGCGCUCGUUGAAGGAGCUGCAGAAGCUGGUGACCAUGUUGGCAACAUGCCUGAAAACUUUGGUUUGGAGCUUCCUGUUUGGAUUCGUGGUGAUGACGAUGUGGGCCAUGUUAAUGGUUGAGAUCGUCCAUCCCCUCAUCCAUGAUGUGCACGAGCGAACGAACGUCUUUGGUGACUGUGGCCGGGAGUGCUUGCAAGCAGCAUCUUCUGUCAUGAAUGCCAACCUGUUGCUAUUCAAGACGGUGGUGGCGGGAGACAGCUGGGGUCUGAUCGCAAUGCCUGUCAUACAGGACCACCCAGCAACAGCCAUCAUUUUUGUGGGUUCCCUCCUUACUCUGGUCUUUGGCGUGCUGCAGCUCAUGGUUGCCGUUGUGGUUGACACCUUUGCCGAGGUUCGCGAGAACGACGUU
Symbiodinium necroappetens is the source of this 1104-nucleotide messenger RNA. The record is from the annotation of a GenBank genome assembly. NCBI's taxonomy places the organism in Eukaryota, Dinophyceae, Suessiales, Symbiodiniaceae.